Rubroshorea leprosula is the source of this 1790-nucleotide messenger RNA. The record is from the annotation of a GenBank genome assembly. NCBI's taxonomy places the organism in Eukaryota, Viridiplantae, Streptophyta, Magnoliopsida, Malvales, Dipterocarpaceae.
GCUCUUCCUUUUUUCUCCCCUGCAGCCGAACAAGAAGCAAGCUUUCGACAGCCCUCCCUUGAAGAAAAAUCGGUAAAAGCUUGGUAUUUUUCUCCUUCUUUUCUUGUUCUAGGACUGGAAUUGAACCCAGAAUUCUUCCCCCUACAGAGAAAAUCCUAGAUCUGCUCUAAUCCUUCCUCCCGUCCGUCUGCUGCUCCUACUUUGUGGGGGCAAAUUGCUUUGGUUUUUGUAGAUUUCUUGAUUUUUUUCUCCCCAAUUCCCGCUGGCUUCCUUUAGCUUGGAGCUCCGGUUUUGCUGGGAAAUUUCUGGUAUGUUGACAGCUCUUCCAAGCCCAAAAUUUCAUCAAUUAGUUGCUGAAUUUUGUCCAUUUAUUUGUUGCCUUGUGUGUCCAAAAAUCUGCUGGAAGAGGGAAGAAUUUCGGCAGCAAUAGGUUGCCUUUUUUUUAGUUUAAUUUAUGUAGAAUUUCCUUGAGUUGGUUCCUGUGAUUUUGGAGGAAAAUCCCGAGUGUUUUAGCCCCUGUUUUUGCCAAGCCGUGCUCUUCCCUUUUGCCGUGGGAUUGGGAAACCAAAUUGGUGAAAUUUGGCUUUAAAACCUCUUGUUUAAGAGAUUUUUGGAUAUUAUGAUUUUAUUUGAAAAUAUUUGGACUUUGGGUAGAUAUACGGUUUUGAAUAAAAGUGAAUUAUAUUAUGGUUGAAUUUCGUGUGAAGCUCAUUGGUUAGGAAAUUUGCGAGAUUGUGCUUGGAAUAUUAGGUGCUGUUAUGGCUUAGAACACUGGGAUUGAGUCUUCCGUAUUACGGAUUUGAGGAAGCGAAGUCAAGGACGAGGAAAAACGAGGGGAGUGAUGAGUUAAAAGGCUAGCCACCUGUAAUUUGAUAUAGAUUUAGAUAUAGAUCAUGAUCUUAUUCAUGAAAUUAAUCUUGUCUGCCAUGUUCGUAAGACCUUGUUUUGAAACUUGGUCAUUUUCUAAUAGUCUGCACUUGUUUAGACUUGUUACUUGAAUAGAAUUUUUUAUGCUCUUUUGCCACAAUUGUAAAAUCUGGGGAGUUGCAGAGAUCUUUUGUUAUUGAUCCUGUUGGUUUCUAAAGCAUAACUGGUUGAGAAAUUGUUCUGUUUGUCACAUGACCAGUGGAAGAUGGGCAAACCCUCUACUUUCCCCCCCUCCAAGCCGCCGGCACCAGCCUUGGGAAAUCGGUGAGCUUGAUGAAAUUUCUCUUCUUUUCUUGUUAAAUCACAAGAUUUGGGGCUUAGAAUCUUCCCUCUCAACCCAGAAAAUCCCAGUUCUACUCUGCUCUGCUCUUUCUCCCGUCCGUCGGUUCUGCUGGGUGUGAAUCCUUCGACUUUUCGGGUAAGCCACAGCCAUGAAAUUCAUCCUCUCUCUCUCUUAAAUUGGCUUGGGUUACUCUAAUUUUCUUGUUGGUUCUUGAAUUUUUGGAGUUUUGCCAUGAGUUUCCCCCCAGGAUUUCCGUCGGCUUCCUCACCAGCCAAGCUCGGUUUCUGCUGGCUGGAAUUCUGGUUUUGAUCGCUCUAUCGGUUUAGCACUGAAAUCGAGUCUUCGGUUUUGUGCGAGGAAGCGAAACUAAGGACGGGGAAACCAAGGGGAGUGACGAGUUAGAAGGCUAGCCAUCUUGUAAAUUGAACAUGGAGUUUAGAUAUAAAGGAUGAUCUUGUAAACUAGAGUUUAAUCGGAGAUUUUAUACAUUCAUUUAAUGGAUUGUUAGUUUACCAAAGAUUUGACCUUAAGGUUUUGAGUUUAAGUCAUGUUGGACAUAGAAUAAAUUUUGAAAUAUCCG